AUGCCAAGUUCAUCAGACAAUAAUAUUCGAUCCACACAAAAUUCUCGUAUUGUACGCGUUCGUGAUUUACCAGUCUAUUGUGAUCCAAAAAAUGAUGAUAUUUAUCGUUAUGUUCCACGAAUAGAUGAUGAUGAAAGAAAACCAACAAAUAACAAUCAUUGGCUUUAUGCAUCUAUUAGUCAAACAAGACAAUCAUUACAACAAAUAUGGAACGACAAUAAGGAUUUACGUUUACGAAUUGCUCGUGGAUUGGAAACAGGUGAAGCUCAUACUAAAGCUACAAUUGAUUAUAUUCGUGAUGAUCAAACAUUGUUACCAAAAGUUGGUGUCGUAACAAUUGCUGGUCUUGGUGGUUUUCUUUUUGGUCACAAAGGUGGUCCUAUACGAAAAACACUUUAUUCAUCUGUUGCUAUAGCUGUUGCACUUAGUGCUUGUUAUCCAAAACAAUCAGCGAAUUUAUUUGAUCAAGUUUAUAUUAGGAUUAAAAAUGAAUCAAAAAAUUUUUUUGAUAAAACGACUUCAAAUCCAUUAUCAAAAUCUAUCGACAAUAAAGAUCAUAUUUUGCAUACAGGAAAAACUGCAAAUGAAUCAAGUGUUGCAAUUAAACAUGAUUAUGAACAAGGUACAUCAGUUGAUCAACAUUUAUUUAAAACACGUGAUAAUGUUAGUCCAACAUCGUUGGGCACAGAAAAAAAAUUUUAA
Rotaria sp. Silwood1 is the source of this 702-nucleotide messenger RNA. The record is from the annotation of a GenBank genome assembly. NCBI's taxonomy places the organism in Eukaryota, Metazoa, Rotifera, Eurotatoria, Philodinida, Philodinidae.